Molecule: messenger RNA, 216 nt
Organism: Paraglomus brasilianum
Lineage: Eukaryota; Fungi; Glomeromycota; Glomeromycetes; Paraglomerales; Paraglomeraceae
Source: the annotation of a GenBank genome assembly
AAUGAAGUCUUGUCGAGUAACUUGAGUUGUUCGUCGUUGGAAAUUCGAGCUGUAAAUGCAGAGAUAAGUUCAGCCUUGGAUGUAAAGUUGAACAGUCCCGCCGAGCGUGUUAAAUCCCUUGUAUCCAAGGUCACGUGCUUGCAUUCAACAUGGAAUGCUUUUAAUUCUAGACUGUACAAUCUCAAGAGCGUGUCGCUGAGUAAUGCGUUGUCGUAA